AUGGAUCCAAGGUCUGACGAUGCUCCAUCAGGAACAAGCGCAACCCAUGUCAGGCUAAGGAUUAAGGAGGAGGUUAGUCAUCAUAUUUAUCACUCAGCCCGGGACAUUGUCAAGACUGCCUUACACGAUAGAGGACAGCGACCUAACCUGCCAAAAGUUGAUGCGCUGAAGCGUACAGCUAACAGACAUCGGGAACAGAUGCGACCGCCAAAUCCAAAGGACCUUGGGUUCACCAUCAACCAUGAGUACCUAGAAGCCCAGGAUUUCAUCGUCACUGCUUGGGGCGCAAUCAGGGACGUUUUCCCGGGGUUGCAGAUCAAGGGAUGCACGUUCCACUGGGCACAGUCUGUGUGGCGUCACGUACAAACUAUUGGGCUAGGUCCAGCAUACUUGGAGCGCAGGUCUGUCUGGGAUUGGAUCCGUAAACUCCUUGUUCUACCGUUCCUGCCAAGCAAUCAUAUCGCAACAACGUUUAACAGUCUAGCAGCGCGUGCUACCAAUGACCAACAAAAGGAGCUUGUCCAUUACAUCAGACAACAGUGGAUAGAGUCCGAGUUAUUUCCCAUUGAGAGCUGGUGUGUCUUCAGGUACAGGAUCCACACAAACAAUGAUGUUGAAGGUUGGCACAACCGUCUAAACAGUGAUUGUGGGUACCGGUCACUAUCCUUCUACCGAAUGGUGCCAGCUCUGCGGAAACAGGCCCUUGAUGCCGAGAUCGACAUCGAUGAACUACUUGACCAUGGUGUUGGAAGACAACAGCGUCGCCAAACUAGACAUUGUGAGGAAGAAAUAUUCAAGCUUUGGGAUCAGUAUGAAAAAAAGGAACUGAGUGCAACCAAAUUCCUUCAAGGAAUCAGCCAUGUUUAUGGACCAGCCGGGUAUAUGGCUAAGUGAAAAAUAUAUAUGACUGUAAAUAUCUAAGGCGUGAAGUGCAUGAUUGCUGAUUAGACACCCAUAUAAUUUACUAGGAUAUUAUCUUUUAAAUUUGUGUAUUCUGAUAUGCAUUUAAGAAAGCGAACACUUCAGAUAAAUUAAGAAACAUAUAUUUGUUAGGACUGUGUAUUUUGUGAUAUCUUGGCUAAAUAUGACUAUGAGUAAUAUGAGUAAAAUUUCUAAGAUGUGAAGUGCAUGAUUGAUUAUUACAUAUACAUAUAAGUACAUUUUUAUAUGUUAAUUUGUUACAGUGUUACAUGAGAAUGAAAUGAUAAAUUAUGAAAAUUAUUAAAAAAAGUGAUAUAUCUUUGAAUUUGUUCUUUUCCUUCUUUAAGUUUUUUCCAUGUAUACUUUAAUAAAACAAUACAGGCAUGUGAUAUGUGGGAAUUAACUAAUUGCUAGACAUAAUAGCAUCUCUGGAAUGUGACAUUACUAUCAAACAGUGACACUUGCUUGAAUUGGAAUUUCACAGGAAUGUGAAAGAUAAUAUUAACAUGUAAUUUAAGACAAUAUAUUUUUUUAGAAUUAAUUCUUCUGUUUUGGACAAUAUAUAUCAUAAAGCAAUGAGAU
Mercenaria mercenaria is the source of this 1503-nucleotide messenger RNA. RefSeq lists its product as uncharacterized. The record is from RefSeq and is a predicted model, not a curated record. Bases 1 to 894 code for a protein of 297 amino acids. NCBI's taxonomy places the organism in Eukaryota, Metazoa, Mollusca, Bivalvia, Venerida, Veneridae. The transcript has 4 exons.